This is a messenger RNA of Pristis pectinata (smalltooth sawfish), 1693 nucleotides long. It is a transcript of the gene ap5s1, whose product is annotated as adaptor related protein complex 5 subunit sigma 1. Gene Ontology annotation, biological process: double-strand break repair via homologous recombination; endosomal transport. Gene Ontology annotation, cellular component: lysosome; cytosol; AP-type membrane coat adaptor complex. NCBI's taxonomy places the organism in Eukaryota, Metazoa, Chordata, Chondrichthyes, Rhinopristiformes, Pristidae. The transcript has 2 exons. The coding region runs from base 48 to 671 and encodes 207 amino acids. The record is from RefSeq and is a predicted model, not a curated record.
GUGCGCGCCGUGUUCUGGCGGGGCGCUGCGGCUGCCGUGCGGUUGCCAUGGUGCGGGGCUUCGUGCUGCUGACGCUGGGCCGCGGGCGGAGCCGGGUCCUCUACUCGCGGCUGUUCGCGGCCGAGGGGUCGCCGGGGGAGAGGGAAGCCCCGGACCCUGCCUCCGCCCCCGCCCCCGACCAGGUCGGCCUCGGCCUGCAGCGCAGCAGGCUGCGGGAGAAGGAGCAGCUGACAGCCGUCGCCAGGCAAGUGUCUUCCUCCUGUGUUUUGGCUCGCCAGGCAGCAGAUAAGCCACUGUAUGACUCGGGGGCUGCAAUAGGCGAGGAACCCAUUGGGUCUCUGGAGCCGGAUUUGGGUGUGUUUCGGCUCUCCGCUGCCGAGAUCUUCACUGAAGAAGCAAUAGUUGUGUGGAUGGGAGUCCUCUCGCUGGGCUUUGCCCUGAUCUGUGAUACAAACGAGAACCUUAUGCUGGCAGAAAACACCCUGCGAUUGUUGGUCAAGUAUUUUAAGGAACAUCUAAAACUGCUCAUCCAAAGCAAUGACGUUGUACUGAAGACAGAUAGAAUUGAGGCGAUCCUCAACACGUUCUUACCUCAUGGUCAGCUGAUGUUUCUUAACUGUUGUUUUAUUCAGAGUUUGGAGAAAGAACUCAAUGCUUCCAUGUUCAAAUAAGACCUAAGCAGCAAUUGCUGGAAAUACUCAGCAGUUCAGAGAGAACCAGUGUUUAGGUUUAUUCUUAGAUGAAAUCUCUUCAACCUGAAAUGUUAUUGUUUCUCUGACCCUAGAUGCUACCUGACCUGCUAAAUAUAUCCAGUGUUUUUUAUCUGCUGAUGCCUUCAGGUGUUGAAUUGCAAAGCUUUCACUUUCCUGACAGCUAUUUUAUUUAAACUCUUCAACUUGCUCUCCCACUCUGUUGAAUGUGCUGGGCUUUUCUGGCAUACAGAUCGCCUAAUCAGUUGCUCUUUCAUUUUGAAUGUGGACAAGAUGUACGGUACAGGAAGACACAUCAGAUCCCUGCCACAUCCUGUUCCAAUCCAAUAAUCACACAUUGCACAUGAUUCCAAUCAAUGUGUAGUGAUAGGAGCCCCAUAUAAAGUACAAAAACAUUCUGGUCUGGGAGAUUAAGCAGGCUGUGUUCUGCUCUGGGAUGCUCAGUGCAAGCAUUCAGGCUCCUUGUCGUUCAGAUAAAAUGUUAAACCGAGGUCUCAUCCAGUCCAGAUGAAGGGUCUUGCCCCAAAACGGCGACUGUCCAUUUCCUUCCACAGAUGCUGCCUGACCCACUGUGUUCCUCCAGCAUCUUGUUUGUUGCUUGCAUCUGUCCUGUUAGGUGGAUGUAAAAGAUCCCAUGAUGUUUUCAAGAAAUGAACGGAUGAUUUCCACUGUAAUGGCCAAUGACUUUCUCUUAGUGUGUGAGAGUCUACUGUGCAAAUUGGCUGCUGCCCUUCUUAGAACAGUGACCACACUUCUGAAUUGCUUUAUUGGUUGUAAAACACUUUGGGAUGUCCUGUGGCUGUAACUGGUGCCACAGAAAUACAAGUCUUCUCAUUUUUGUCAGUGAAAAAUACUAACAGAUGUAAUAUUUUAUCUGCAUAGUCAGAUAACAGUGUAAGAAACAGAAGUUUGUUAAUUCAUUUUUGCAAGGUCAUGACUAAAUCAAUGCAAAGUCAAAUAAAAAUUCAGAAGAAUUAUGAAUU